Symbiodinium pilosum is the source of this 314-nucleotide messenger RNA. The record is from the annotation of a GenBank genome assembly. Lineage: Eukaryota; Dinophyceae; Suessiales; Symbiodiniaceae.
GCCCUUUUGCAAAUGCUCCAGAGUAUGCGGAGCUCGUGCUAAACAACUGGUACGUCCCAGAAGAUGCUGGGGAAGACAGAGCGGAAGCCUUUGUGAUUUCUCGGGAGAACAUCCACUCGGUCCAGCCAGCGUGUCGCUUUCUUGCUCUGCCGGAUGAGGAAUGGUACCGCAAGCUUCACCUGGUGUUGGAGUCAGAGGGUGGCCGCGCCAUCGCAAGGGCACACCAAUCCAUUCGAGAUGCCAUGAAGCAGCGCAACAAUCGUGACAUUGUUGGUUCAUUGUGUCAGUUGGCGAGCGACAUCGAUUCCUUGAGU